AUAUCCCAUUCCAGGUUCUGGGCCACUGCGCUUAUUCUGAGAAACCAGCAAAACACUACUAAAGUUUCCACAUGUAUGUGAAUGUUGUAUAUUUCACUUUACAACUGAAGAAUCUAGGGCUAGUGAGAUUAAACACUUUGUUUAGGAUUUCUCCAACAAUCAGUGGUCGAGACAGUUUGCAAACUCAUGACUUUGCCCUCGAAUCCACAUUUCCCCCACUACAGCUAGACACUGGGGUAUUUUAUGAGGUGCACUGGCCAUUUCCCUGUCUUUAUGAUCUUGCUGUCCAUGCUACACUGACGCCCGGGAUGGUGCUUUCAGAGUUGAACUCAUUUUCAUUCAUGAGUUUGAUUCUGAUUAUAACAAGACUCAGGAUAAGGAAGAGGAGAAGCUAUCAAGUCACCUUCCUUCAGUCAGUCAACAAUCUUUCAUUGACUGCUUAUGACAAAUCCUGGAGAUGCCAAGGAAUGAGUGAGGCUGGCCCUUAUCUUUCAAAUUCUAGUAGUCAGUGUGGAAGAUGGUGAAGGAAAAGGUUAUGGUGAGACAAACUACCGUAAGAAUAAGGAGCGUAGGUGAUAGCUUCAGAAAAACAGCUGGCUCACUUUUGGGUGCCUCCAAGAAAGCAGGGUAGGAAAAGAACGUAUCCCACACGUCAAGGAGCUGCAGGAGAUCUGGAUUUGUGAAAUCAGGCUUCCCCCCAAACGUUUCAGAACAAGGCUGUGUCCUCUACUGGGACACAGCCACUUUGCAAUUCUAUCAAACUAUUUCUGCUAAUCAAUUUGAUAUUGCAUGUUUUGUCUGCAACGCUAUGCAUGUUUUGAGAACGAGCAGUGGCACUCUACGUGGAAAAGAUGGAGGUCAAGUUAGGAGUUCGUAGUAGUUUUUUCUAUCACCACCUAUUCUAUUCUUACUUUCCUCCAUUCACCUUCUCUUGCUGGCUCGGCAGGUAGGCCGCCUUUAUUCUGUCUUACAGGCUUUCACUUAGUGCAGGGCUGGCUCCACCGACAGACUCUUCCUGCCCGAGCUUGUCGCAGGCCAUCUGAAGCUGUGCAGACUGCAACAGCAAGUUCGGCCUGAAUCACGUCUUCCAAUUUUGUUCAGGCUGCCAAGAGUUAUGAGUAAGAGCGCGCUGUGGGCGGGGCCGGAGUGGGAGGCGGGGGCGUGGCCGCAGGUGAGCCAGCUCCCCAGGCCCCAGAGCAGGGCUUUCACUGCCACUGAGAGCCUACCUCCGCCUGUUUCCCUUGCAAAGCAUUUCCCAGGAUACCAGCUGCUCAAGGCCCACGAUGGACUCCCUGAGACUGGCAAAUUCUGCUUUUGCUGUUGACUUGUUCAAACAGCUAUGUGAAAAGGAGCCCACGGGAAACAUUCUCUUCUCUCCAAUAUGUCUCUCUACUUCCCUGUCACUUGCUCAAGUAGGUGCCAAAGGUGACACAGCAAAUGAAAUUGGACAGGUCCUUCAUUUUGAGAACGUCAAAGAUGUACCUUUUGGGUUUCAAACAGUCACUUCGGAUGUAAAUAAGCUCAGUUCCUUUUACUCUUUGAAGCUAAUCAAGCGACUCUACAUAGACAAAUCUCUGAACCCUUCUACAGAAUUUAUCAGUUCUACAAAAAGGCCAUAUGCAAAAGAAUUGGAAACUGUCGACUUCAAAGAUAAACUGGAAGAAACGAAAGGUCAAAUUAACAGCUCUGUUAAGGAGCUCACAGAUGGCCAUUUUGAGAACAUUUUGUCGGAGAACAGUGUAAGCGACCAGACCAAAAUCCUCAUGGUUAAUGCCGCCUACUUUGUUGGAAAGUGGAUGAAAAAAUUUCCUGAAUCAGAAACAAAAGAAUGUCCGUUCAGAGUCAACAAGACAGACACCAAACCAGUACAAAUGAUGAAUCUAGAGGCCACGUUCUGUUUGGGCAACAUUGAUGACAUCAACGCUAAGAUCAUAGAACUUCCCUUCCAGAAUAAGCAUCUCAGUAUGCUCAUUGUGCUACCCAAGGAUGUGGAGGAUGAGUCCACGGGCCUGGAAAAGAUUGAAAAGCAGCUCAACCCAGACACACUGUUGCAGUGGACCAACCCCAGCACCAUGGCCAACGCCAAAGUCAAACUCUCUCUCCCAAAGUUUAAGGUGGAAAAGAUGAUUGAUCCCAAGGCUAGUCUGGAAAGGCUGGGUCUGAAAAGUCUCUUCGAUGAAAACACAUCUGAUUUCUCUGGCAUGUCAGAGACCAAGGGAGUGACCCUAUCAAAUGUGAUUCACAGGGUAUGCCUAGAAAUAAACGAAGAUGGUGGUGAGUCCAUUGAGGUGCCAGGAUCCCGAAUCUUACAGCACAAGGAUGAAUUCAAUGCUGACCACCCAUUUAUCUAUAUCAUUAGACACAACAAAACACGAAACAUCAUUUUCUUUGGCAAAUUCUGUUCUCCUUAAGUGGCAGGGCCCUGCUAAGUCUCAGGUAACUUGUCUGGAGUUGCAGAUUCUGUAAACUUUGUAUGCAGACAAUCACUUUCUAUACAAUAAACUGUUAAAUUUGCUGAAUCAGGAAGCAGCUGGUACUUGUCAUGUGUAGCCUUCAUACUAACAGACACUUCUUUUCCAAUUCCUCCUUGUUUUUCUUUGUCAAAGAAAAUGGCACACGCUUGUAAUGAAAGGGAAUCACCUUAGCAAAGAAUGUGUAUUCUUCAUUUGUCAAAGAUUUAGAACCGCUCACAAAAACGCAGUCUUCCACAUGGAAAUUCCUGUAAGGAUGACGUGGAGGACAUUAUCCUUAGAACUUCACCUUUCUUCACUGAGAUGAAGAAUGUUCCAUACAUUUCCACCAUUUUAAAGCCUUGAGGAACUCUAGAGUAUGGGGCCCACGAGAGUACCCUGACACUAAGCUGUGGGUCUGGAAGUCUUCAUAUUAAACCCUGAGAAAUGGUUUUUUCAGGAUCUUAAUAGGAGAUUUUAAAAAGAUGGCAUGUUGUAAAUACUAUAUAUUAUGGAACUCCAAAAAUAGGGUCUGAAAUAUUAAUGCUUUAAUAUUUCUGCUAAAAACAUAGGUUAUUCACACAAAACAAGUACAUAAGGAUAGUUCACAAAUGAUCAAUAUUUCUGAAAAAUGAAUAAGUUGUCAGCUCAUGGAAACACUUUGCAGAGUAUUCUAGAUCUUUGGAGUACUGGAUAAAGUUCUGGGCCCAUUUUAGCUGAAGACUAAGACCCUAGGGGGAAGCUUAGCUUUUACAAAAAUUGGCUUUUGUUUCUCCUAGCUGCCCCACCUGGUCAUUUGGGUGGUAUGACUGCUGGUGGGGCUUCUAGCCAGAUCACAGGGUUCUUCACACCUCCAACACCAGUGACUUAAGAUCUCCAGGGAUUCUCUUGAUGAUAAGAGAGUUUGUGGCUGUUUAGGAACUUUUUUUUUUGUCUAAUGUGGCAGUGGAAAAAGGAAGUGAUCCCAAACCUCCAGAAAACACAAGCAAAACUAUUUAAGCACUCAUCAUGCGUUGGAAUAUGUUUCUUCUUUUUUUAAAUCUGGCUGUUGGAUAACAGUUUGUAAUCUACACACAUAGUUUAUUAAUGGUUCUGAUAAAUUAGUUAUGUUGCAACCCAACCUAAUGUUUUAACUCACCCUCAGAAGGAAAUAUUUGCUGUGGUUUUUCUUAUAUGCCUCUCCUUUUCCAUUUCAUUGCCGUUUAUUGUAAAUAAUGUUUUUUCUUCUGAAGGUUCAGUGGUGACUUUUUUCUGUGCUAUUGAAAAUAAAGUAUUAUGUGUGCCUUGUUCUUUCUCUA
Alexandromys fortis (reed vole) is the source of this 3748-nucleotide messenger RNA. It is a transcript of the gene Serpinb5, whose product is annotated as serpin family B member 5. The record is from RefSeq and is a predicted model, not a curated record. Bases 1284 to 2411 code for a protein of 375 amino acids. NCBI's taxonomy places the organism in Eukaryota, Metazoa, Chordata, Mammalia, Rodentia, Cricetidae. The transcript is spliced from 7 exons. Gene Ontology annotation, molecular function: serine-type endopeptidase inhibitor activity. Gene Ontology annotation, biological process: negative regulation of endopeptidase activity.